AUGGCUUCCGCAACGACUCAGAACCUUUCCUUCGUCCUAGAAGGCAUCCACCAGGUCAAGUUCGAAGAUCGCCCCAUUCCCGAGCUGAAAAGCCCUCACGAUGUGAUCAUUAAUGUCAAAUACACCGGAAUCUGCGGCAGUGAUGUUCACUACUGGGAACACGGCGCAAUUGGUUCAUUCGUCGUAAAGGCCCCAAUGGUGCUGGGGCAUGAGUCGGCGGGAGUGAUCAGCAAGGUCGGAUCGGCUGUCACCUCGUUGAAGGUGGGCGAUCGGGUCGCCAUGGAGCCCGGCAUCGCCUGCCGUCGAUGUGAGCCCUGCAAGGGUGGCAAGUACAACUUGUGUGAGAACAUGGUCUUUGCUGCGACCCCGCCUUAUGACGGUACCCUGGCCAAAUAUUAUGUCCUCCCGGAGGACUUCUGCUACAAACUUCCCGGACAUCUCUCGCUGCAGGAGGGUGCCCUGAUGGAACCUCUCAGUGUCGCCGUCCAUAUUGUGCGGCAGGCACAGGUCAGCCCCGGUCAGUCGGUUGUUGUCUUUGGUGCCGGGCCUGUGGGUCUCUUGUGCUGUGCGGUAGCAACUGCGUUUGGUGCCUCCAAGGUGAUUGUGGUAGAUAUCCAGCAGCCUCGCCUGGACUUUGCCAAGGACUAUGGAGUGUCCGGCACCUUCAUGCCCGGCAAGGUGCCGGCGACUGAGAACGCCGACCGCCUGAGGGUGGAGAAUGACCUGGGUCCUGGUGCCGAUGUCGCGAUUGACGCUUCUGGUGCCGAGCCCUCCGUCCACACAGGUAUUCACGUCCUGCGUAACGGUGGCACAUAUGUGCAGGGUGGGAUGGGCCGAAAUGAGAUGAAUUUCCCAAUAAUGGCUGCCUGUUCCAAAGAGUUGAACUUCAAGGGCAGCUUCCGCUACAGCAGCGGAGACUAUAAAUUGGCGGUCCAGCUGGUCUCGACCGGAAAGGUGGACGUAAAGCCACUUAUCACCGGCACCGUGAAGUUCGAGGAGGCGGAGCAGGCAUUCAAGGAAGUCAAGGCUGGAAAGGGCAUCAAGACGCUCAUUGCGGGUAUCGACGCGUAA
Molecule: messenger RNA, 1071 nt
Organism: Penicillium maclennaniae
Lineage: Eukaryota; Fungi; Ascomycota; Eurotiomycetes; Eurotiales; Aspergillaceae
Product: NAD(P)-dependent alcohol dehydrogenase
Exons: 3
Coding region: 1-1071 (356 amino acids)
Biological process (GO): D-sorbitol catabolic process
Molecular function (GO): zinc ion binding; L-iditol 2-dehydrogenase (NAD+) activity
Source: RefSeq, a predicted model, not a curated record